AUGGAUCGCGAUAUCAGCCCACCACCCGCAAAGCGCAGGAAGGUCAAGCCGGCGACCACACAAAGCGCCGUUCCCCCUGCAUCUCUUCGAGGCUUCCUACGCCGCCACCACUGGCCCGCCAUGCUGCUCCUUCAAGAAGUCAAGAUCGCGACAAAGGAUAUCAAAACACAAGAUGCCGUUCGCGCAGCAGUGAAUGCCUCCUCGUCAGCAAACAGCAAAGAACCGGCAUACGAAGCACACUUCACCCUGCCCAAUGAUGCGUACAACGCGAAGGGCUUACGAGGUAGCGGCAAAGUGUACGGUGUUUGCUCAAUUCUACGUCGCGAUCUCCGCGAAAAGUACUCCGUCAACGUCCAUACCGUAGACUGGGACAACGAAGGUCGUAUCUCCAUUGUGAAAAUCGCCCGCGAUCGGCAAAGAUUAGCCGUGUUCAACAUCUACGCCGUCAACGGCACAGACAACCCCUACCGAGACUCCAGAACCGGAGCACAGCGCGGAACGAGACACGAUCACAAACUUGCCUUCCAUAAGGCGCUGGCAGAGGAAUGUAAGAGAUGGGAAGGAAAUGGGUGGGAUGUCCUGCUCGGAGGCGAUAUGAACGUUGCGCCUGAUGCGAGAGAUGGGUUUCCGAAAUUACGCAUGUUUCCGAUGCAACACGUUCUCAACCGCGCUGAUUUCCACGACAAGCUCCUACAGGGGAAAGAAGGUAAAGAGGGUUUCGGUGGUGUAGAUGUCUGGCGAAGGAUACACGGAGAGAAGAGGAGGUACACAUACUACUCCAGAGGGCGGGAAUGGGGCACGAGUUGCGAUCGGGUUGAUUACUUUAUCGCUGGGAGAAGGGCAUGGGAUGCUAAAAUGAUCAAGGAUGGCGGGAUCUUAGACAGUGAAGCGGAGAGAGGGUCGAGCGAUCAUGUGCCGAUUUGGGUGGACAUCGCACUCUCAACACCGGAAGCGGAUCAGUACUGA
Macroventuria anomochaeta is the source of this 966-nucleotide messenger RNA. Its product is annotated as DNase I-like protein. The record is from RefSeq and is a predicted model, not a curated record. Gene Ontology annotation, biological process: base-excision repair. The coding region runs from base 1 to 966 and encodes 321 amino acids. Gene Ontology annotation, molecular function: DNA-(apurinic or apyrimidinic site) endonuclease activity; phosphoric diester hydrolase activity; double-stranded DNA 3'-5' DNA exonuclease activity. Lineage: Eukaryota; Fungi; Ascomycota; Dothideomycetes; Pleosporales; Didymellaceae. Gene Ontology annotation, cellular component: nucleus. The transcript has 2 exons.